Molecule: messenger RNA, 1298 nt
Organism: Dioscorea cayenensis subsp. rotundata (Guinea yam)
Lineage: Eukaryota; Viridiplantae; Streptophyta; Magnoliopsida; Dioscoreales; Dioscoreaceae
Product: agamous-like MADS-box protein MADS1
Exons: 6
Coding region: 314-1048 (244 amino acids)
Biological process (GO): positive regulation of transcription by RNA polymerase II
Cellular component (GO): nucleus
Molecular function (GO): protein dimerization activity; RNA polymerase II cis-regulatory region sequence-specific DNA binding; DNA-binding transcription factor activity, RNA polymerase II-specific
Source: RefSeq, a predicted model, not a curated record
AAAGUCCCUUUCAAGUACUCUUCUCUCUCUCUCUCUCUCUCUCUCUCUCCAAUCCAUCAUCCCAUGCUUUGCAUCUUGUGCUAUAUUGCUAUGAACAUAGGAAUAGAUUCAUAGUCCUCAGAAGCAGUGCAGCAUGAACAUAUAUUACAGUAGUCUAUAAAUGAACACCAACUUCUAAAGCCACUCUUGCCAUUGUUCUCCUUCUUUCAGUGCUUGAAAACCAUCAAAAAGUAAAGAAGAAGAAGAAGAAGAAGGAGAAGUUCCAAACAACUCUUUGUUGAUCUUGUUGUUGUUUUUGUUGUUGUUGUUGAAGAUGGGAAGAGGGAAAACAGAGAUCAAGAGGAUAGAGAACACCACAAACAGGCAGGUGACGUUCUGCAAAAGAAGGAACGGGCUUCUGAAGAAGGCGUAUGAGCUCUCUGUGCUCUGUGAUGCAGAAGUGGCACUCAUCGUCUUCUCCACUCGUGGUCGUCUCUAUGAGUACGCUAACAACAGUGUUAGAGCAACCAUUGAGAGGUACAAGAAAGCAUGUUCCGGUACUCCAAAUACUGGUUCAAUCAAUGAAGCAAAUUCACAGUACUAUCAACAAGAAUCAUCCAAACUGAGGCAGCAAAUCACAAACCUGCAGAACUCUAACAGGAAUUUGAUGGGUGAGGCUCUAAGCACCAUGAGCCUCAGAGAUUUGAAGCAGCUGGAAAAUAGAUUGGAAAAAGGCAUCAGCAAAAUAAGAAGCAAAAAGGUGUGCAAUAAUAUUUAUCUAACAGAAUUUCAUAUUCCAAUAUUCCUCUACAGAUCUUUGAUACUGACUGUUCUUUUUUAUAUUCAGAAUGAGUUGCUAUAUGCUGAGAUAGAGUACAUGCAGAAAAGAGAGAUGGAGCUGCAAAAUGAUAACAUGUAUUUAAGGAAUAAGAUUGCUGAAAAUGAGAGGGCACAACAAACACUAAACAUGCUGCCAGUCACAACAACUGCAGCAGUAUAUGACCUCAUGCCUCCAUUUGAUUCCAGGAACUUCCUUCAAGUGAAUUUACUGGAUCCAAAUCGCCAUUAGUUUCACUGGAAUCACUCUUGAACACUCAGUUAAUAUAUUUAUAUAUGUUUGCCUCUAAUGUUUUAACCAUCAAGUUGAGAGCUAUGUUUAAGAUAUUGUGAUCAAGAGGAAGUCUUUUUACUGUUUAAGGAUGGCUAAUCAAUUGAAGACUGUUUCUUAAAUUUGGUCAUCAUGCCUUGUUUGUAUUUUGUAAUAAGACAUUCUCUUAUGUUACUAAGUAUUAAAAGGACAACCACUCUUUGUUUUUUAA